Molecule: messenger RNA, 3908 nt
Organism: Solea solea (common sole)
Lineage: Eukaryota; Metazoa; Chordata; Actinopteri; Pleuronectiformes; Soleidae
Product: F-box only protein 40
Exons: 4
Coding region: 1215-3245 (676 amino acids)
Cellular component (GO): cytoplasm
Molecular function (GO): zinc ion binding; ubiquitin protein ligase activity; protein binding
Source: RefSeq, a predicted model, not a curated record
GAAAAGUAACGUGUUCCAAACAAUGUCUUGCCACAGCGACAGUGACCAAACACCUCGAAUGCACAAAAUUUGCCUCACAACAGUUUCUAUUUUUAACUGAUUAUAACUUAAGAGAAAUACGUCUGAGUCCUGCAAUGUCUCCGUUUUUUGGUUCAUAAUCAACCGCACAUACAUCCGGUGACUUUGAAUUGACCCAAAAUCUAUAUCAAAGACAGGGCGGGGGAAAAAAAGGAUAAACCAUGUUUUAAAAUUUCUCUUGGCACAAACUGCUCGAGCUGGAAAAAGGUUGAGUUUUUCUAAAGUGUGUGACUGACAUCCAGUGGAGGACACUGAUAAUAACAGAUAAGGCUUUUAUCACUGUGUAACCAAAAUACUGUACCAUGUAAAUGAUCAGUCAUAAUAAAGCUUAUAAAUGUCACCAAUGAAAAGAAAUUAAAGCGAUACCAUCUUGAAGUUAUAUUGCAUUAUAUACAUAUAUAGUGCUUAACAAAUGUGUUCGACUACCACCAAUGUAAAGUUUAUGUCACAGCUGCCCGCAAGUAACAGCAUUGAUAAUCAUAAAAAUCAUUUUUGUUGUUUCUGUAAUGGUUAAUGAACGAGUACAUGUACAAGCUAUAUUUGUAAUGCUUGAACACAAUUGUUAUUGUUAUCCAUGAAUAUUGAAAUUUACCUUUAGUCAAGCACAUUAUUAUUUCUUGAUUGAAUACGUUAUUUAUUUGCAUUCAUGAACAGCAAUAAUGGUUUUAGUGGUUAAAUGUUGAGUAAUUGAGAAGAAAAUUUUAAGUUUCAGACAAGUUUUUGAAAGAUUUCUAAAUGUUUUUAUGACACGUGGUCUAAUGAAUUUGUUCAUUAUAUAUAUACAUUUCAAAGAAACGUCAAGGGAUCAUCAAGGGAGACAGUGUGGUUGAACGUGAAGAAGACGAUGACGUGUCACGCCGCACUGUUGCUGCUGUUAAACUGUUGAGACCCUAAAUCACCUGCUAUUAUCAGCACCCUCUCACAGUGAAGUGACGCUGUAACUUGACCUUGGCUCUUAAUGGCUGUGUGUGUGUGUGACAAUAGUGCCCCCGUCCCACUGGCCUGUCUGCCCCCGCUGCUGUGGCUAUUUAUAAUGUCCAGACACAGUGCAGAGGUUAUUCAGAGGUGCCAGCAAAUGCAAGGUGACAGGCACAGAGGAACAAAGGAUGAUCACAUUUUCCUCUCGGUGAACGACAAUGGUGAAGAACAGAAAGAUGCCAGUGGGGCGUCACGAGCAUUGUGACAAGUGCUACAAUGCUCACUGUAGAGCCCCGAUGCAGAGUUCAGUUUCAUGCUUGGUUGUCAAAUGUCCCAAGAACUGCGGCUUCACCUUCCAUCUGUGCAAGCAAGACGAGCAUCAGCUUCUCUGUCCUAAUGAGACAGUCCCCUGCCUCAAUGUCAUCUACGGAUGCCCACUCUUGAUGCUGCGCCACAGACGGGCGAAGCACCUAGAGGUCUGUCCUGCCAGUGUAGUCUGCUGCUCCCAGGAGUGGAACCGCUGGCCUGUUUCUGAAAAGGAUCUGACCUUUUACAGAAAUGUCUCCGAAACCUGUCAGACUGCGCCGCACCUUGACGUUGCUGCGGCUCUGAGGGACCAAGAUGUGCUGUUUCGAUCCAUAAAAAUGAAGAAUAUUUUCCCCGAGCUGAUGAAGCAGGAGCCCGUCCUCCAGGAAAAGGUUUCCGAGGUUAACCGUGCUGCAGAGGAAACAGCCUGUUCUUCCGAUAGGAGCAGCACAGAGACAGAAGAAAAUGAAGUCAUCCAAGAGGAGAGGGCCUCUGCAAUGAGCGUUCAGGACUACGCUUCCUGGGAGAAAAUAUUUACAAAAGAGAUGGGAGGAUGCAAGGAGAGUGUCAAGAACAUGAAUACGAAGGAUGGAAGGGGAAAGAAGAGGGAGGAUCAGGAAACAGCAAACUGUCAGGAAGCGAGAAGAAACUCACAACUGAAUCACGAGAGCUCUGUUGCUGCUUCAAGCACGGAUGGUGCAACUGGCCUCGCGCCAUGGCAAGACGGGGUUCUGGAGAGGUUAGGCAGAGAAGUAAACAUUGCAGAAUACAACAUGUAUCUGGUGCACCAUGGAGCCAUGUUGAUUAACUUCGGCCAACUUGCAGCCUGCACCCCAAAAGAGAAGGAUUUUGUUUAUGGGAGUUUGGAGCCCAUCGAGGUUCGAACCGUCCGCACGUUCAACGUUCCGACCAGCUACAGAGCCAAGCGCAUUUCCCUGAAAGACCCAGCAAACAAAGGCAAGUCCGAACACAAGAGCGUGGACACUGGAGACUUGGACUUAUUAGUUCCCGUGCUCCCAAAGAGCGACGAGGUUAGUGCCACACUCCUGUGCUCCCUGGAGAAGGAACUCAAAGGACAUUUAAUCUCAGAGAGCACGAGCGUAGACGCUAUUUAUGUAGACGUAGGAACACAAACGUACGACUUUAGCUCGGCUCCCUUUGACUCAGACGCGUCCCUCGCCGACGUCAUUGCCGACAAACCCCCGUGUCUUUACAUGCACAUCGAAGCAGAAUCUGUCACGAGAAGACACAACAGGACAAGCUCUGCCUUCAGCUACAUGUGUGGCCACUUCUUUCGCCGCGACGAGUACCGCUCUCAUUUCAAGAAUGUGCACUCUGACAUACAGGCCUCGCUUAGCGGCUGGCUGCAACAACGCUGCCCCUUAGCAUACCUCGGCUGUACUUUCACCCAGACAAGGCUGCAGCCUGCGAGGCACCCAGCGGCAAUUAAGUUCUGCCCACAUGUCAGCACCUUUGUCCUCCAGCCACAAGUGCCCUCGUCCACCUGCGAAGGCGGGAAAGCCUCGAGCCCCCGGAGAAAAGGUGCAUGUAAUCUGGAUCCACUGGGCGCGCUGCCCGUGGAGAUUCUCCAGCAUAUUGCCGCUUACCUGGACAGUUUCACAUUAUCUCAGCUGUCACAGGUCUCCCAUCUGAUGAGGGAUCUGUGUGCCACUCUGUUGCAAGAGAGAGGGAUGGUGUCUCUCAAGUGGAAGAAGAAGACGUACUCCCACGGGGGAAGCUCCUGGAAAUGUCGAAAGAAAGUUUGGGAGUUCAGCUCUUUGUUCUCCUCUGUGGACAGAUGGAGCCUCGGCAACACUCCCUCCAUGUCAGAACACCUGAAAUGCUGCUCCUUCUACCAGAGGGAGGAGCGCACUGAGCCGGUGGUGUUACCCUGCCUGGGAGAGGUCAGAGACAAACACGGAGCAGUGAGGCAGAAGAGAUAAUGCACACAGCUCAGUGGGCGAGAAACCAACCACUCUGAUGUGAUACUGUAUGAAAGUUGAUGUAAAGCCUCCACAUACAGUUAUCCAGCUGCUGAUGGAAACAGAUGAGAGUUUAGAGCUGUGUUUGCACUGAAGCCCCUGCAGGCACAUGACGCAUGUGUGCAGAUUUUUAUUGUGGCAUGAAAUGCAAUUAUAAUAUUAUGUGAUGUUCACGUCCUCGACUGCUCCGUAAGAUCUUCACAAAUUAUUUUCCCCCCUGCAAUGAGAAAGAAUGUUUCAAGAAUGAUGUGUUGAUGUGGAGUUUAUUAAGACAAUUCUAUUUAGAUUUUCCCUUAAGGAGUUUAAAAUUAGAGCUGUGUGUGUGUGUCAUGUGUUGUUAUUUCCACUUUAUUUCAGUCUUGUGUGAGAGAUCACUCAAGAACAACAGAUGUUGUUCAUGUUGACUGUUUUCCAGUGUGGUUAGACUGCCAUCUGCUGGACAAAAGCUAUAGUGUCUCACUCACCGGUAUGGAAUGGCGUCACGCCAUAAAACAAGCCUGAUAUUUGGAUGCUGAGCAUGUCACAUGUCCCACAUGUCGUGGGUGAUUUAAUACAGCGGCGUGAGACUGUAACAGCUCUGUUUCUGAUUUAGACUCUGUGAUGUGAGUGCGUGUCAUUGACAUU